Neurospora crassa OR74A is the source of this 1971-nucleotide messenger RNA. RefSeq lists its product as uncharacterized. Gene Ontology annotation, cellular component: pericentric heterochromatin. Bases 534 to 1448 code for a protein of 304 amino acids. The record is from RefSeq and is a predicted model, not a curated record. Gene Ontology annotation, biological process: chromatin organization; negative regulation of transcription by RNA polymerase II. NCBI's taxonomy places the organism in Eukaryota, Fungi, Ascomycota, Sordariomycetes, Sordariales, Sordariaceae. Gene Ontology annotation, molecular function: chromatin binding. The transcript has 3 exons.
UUUACAUCACUCGUUAUGAACCGCAACAUACUAUCGGCAAUCUUCACGACGCGCCUCACUAACAGCAAACAGCUUCAUCGGCCUGAGAAAUAAGACCGGUCACAUCCACCGUAUUCUCGAUCACGUUGAUUUAAGGGUCGCUUUACUAACCACAUUAUAUUGGGGAAUUUUUUCUAUUCAACUUCCGAUUUGCUCGCCUCUCGACGCGCAACUCGCUCCACCUCGCGCCUUCUGGGAUCAAAAAUCCAUCAAGUUCAACAACGUCGCUCCGUGUUUCAUCACGCGCGUACACCGCUUCCAGGAAUCGUAACAAAAAACAAUCGUCAUUCAAAAUGCCUUUUCUUUCCGAUGCCGAGCUCGAGGACGAUGACCUAGUCCGCAUUCAGAGUGACCUUUUCGAGUAAGUAUAUUUUCCAUCGACCAGGCCCCUACAAAGUCGUACAUUCCCAGUUAGUGAGUACAACGAGCCACGUCAAAUCUCCGAAGAUAUCGCACCUAGCCAGCCUGUACCCGCCGGUGUUACCGUUGUCACUAUGGAUGAUAAGCUUGAGCUGAACGCCCCUGUUGCUGGUAUGGAGGGUGAAACAAGCAAGCGUGCCAUGCCAUCCCGGUCUCUCUCAGCAACGCCCGCGCAGUCUGCUUCGAAAACCCCGAAGUCAGCAAAGAGCACGAGCUCCCGCACGCCCAAGAGUUCCCUGAAAAGCACUGAGAAGAGCAGCGGGCGCAAGCGCAAGGCCGUGGAGAUUGAGGAAGCCGACUCGGAGAGGGAGGAGGAAGGAAAGGAUGUCACUCCUGCAAAGCGUGGUCGCAAACCCGCCGCCGCUCCUAGCGCUCGUCUUGCUGCCAAGGCUGCCAAAAAGAAGGGACCCGGUCAUUCUGCAUCCACUAAUGGCACAGCCAGCAAAGAGAAGCCCAAGGGCAAGGCUGGUCGCCCCAAGAAGGAUGCCGCUGCUGAUGUCGUUCCUAAGGGAGAAUACGAGGUCGAGGCCAUCGUCGACUCGAUAAUUAACGCCGAGACGAUGGAGCACGUGUACUUUGUGAAGUGGAAGGGUUACCCGUCCAGCGAAAACACCUGGGAGCCUAAGCAGAACCUCCAAGGUGCUACUGAGCUAUUGCGCAAGUUCAACGCCGAUCAAAAGGCCAAAAAGUCCGAGGAGGCCUCCGAGAAGAAAGCCAAGAAGGCAAAGACCUCUCAUAAGGUUCAGGAGGCGGACAUGACUGACAAGGUGGAUGAGAAGACGAAGGAGGCCGCGAAGGCCCCCAAGGCCAAGCCCGCUGAGAAGCAACAGGCGAAGCCCAGAGGAAGACCCGGUAGACCACCAAAGGCUAGCAAGGACGCUAAGAGCGCGAAGGAAACCAAGGCUCCUGCCAAAGCCGCCAAGAAGACGAAAGAGGUGAAGGCACCUAGGGCAGGCACACGCGUUUCGAGCAGGACGAAAUCGGCCUAGGGAUCAUCGACACAAUUCAGGGGUUGAUCAGAGGUACUCCUGUUUUUGAUCUCUAUGCGCCAAGCGCAACCAUUUGGCUAAACGUUUCUCUGCUUUGAGCACCAUCGAUUGGGUGCCUCGGGCAUUUAACGCUUCAUUCGGAGAGCGCGCGAAGGAACUUGGGAUGGGCAUCCGGCUGGUUGCUACUUUCACUCCAUCUGUAUAUGUAUUCGGGAAUUCGUAGGCUGCUUUAUGUUAUUUUGACAUCUUCGUUGGCACAUUACGGGGAUGAUAUUAGCGACGCCUAAAUACCCGCCAAGGCAUGCCCGGAGGAGGAGAACAGUCUGCUUCGGCACACGAAGAAAACAGCGGACAUGGAGGAAUGCUAAUGGAAUUUUACCCAUCUUUGCUUUGAAGGCUAUCUUCGUGAGAAACUCCACUAUGAAGAAGUGAGGGAGUGAGGUUCAUGGACGAAAUGUCCAGUCUUAAGUGGAAGCUGAUGCUGUGGCUCUGUGGUCAGGGUAGGUGAGGCAUCUCACAAAAC